AGUGACAAGAAGCCCACAGGCAAGAGUUAAUUGAGAGUGGGAGGCAACCUUGCUGAAGAUGAAGAAUAUACAGUAUUAGAGGAGAUUUUUUUUCUUUUUUCUUUCAAAAGUCUUGGUUGCUUGGUGGCUUACAUCUAGUCACCACCCUUCAGUGGAGUGUAUUUAAUUCAACAGAAAUGAUUUUUACAAUCUCAAGAAAAACCAUGUCCCAGAAAUUGAGUUUACUGUUGCUUGUAUUUGGACUCAUUUGGGGAUUGAUGUUACUGCACUAUACUUUUCAACAACCAAGACAUCAAAGCAGUGUCAAGUUACGUGAACAAAUACUAGACUUAAGCAAAAGAUAUGUUAAAGCUCUAGCAGAGGAAAAUAAGAACUCGGAUGUUGAGAAUGGCGCUUCUAUGGCAGGAUAUGCGGAUCUAAAAAGAACAAUUGCUGUCCUUUUAGAUGACAUUUUACAACGUUUGGUAAAGCUGGAGAACAAGGUCGACUAUAUUGUUGUGAACGGCUCGGCAACCAACACUACCAAUGGCACUAGUGGGAACCUGGUGCCAGUCACCACAAAUAAGAGGAUAAAUGCAUCAGGCAGCAUUAGAUAGCAGUCGAAGAUCAGCUGCGCUGCUACAUCCCCACCGUGGAUUAUAUCCUAUGGCAGAAAGCUUUUCAGUUGCUGGCUAGGAUAGAAUGAUACUGUACAAUA
Molecule: messenger RNA, 697 nt
Organism: Neomonachus schauinslandi (Hawaiian monk seal)
Lineage: Eukaryota; Metazoa; Chordata; Mammalia; Carnivora; Phocidae
Gene: CCDC126
Product: coiled-coil domain containing 126
Exons: 3
Coding region: 177-596 (139 amino acids)
Source: RefSeq, a predicted model, not a curated record